Eufriesea mexicana is the source of this 1732-nucleotide messenger RNA. RefSeq lists its product as uncharacterized. The coding region runs from base 1 to 1662 and encodes 553 amino acids. The transcript is spliced from 8 exons. Lineage: Eukaryota; Metazoa; Arthropoda; Insecta; Hymenoptera; Apidae. The record is from RefSeq and is a predicted model, not a curated record.
AUGUUUAUACUUACGUUUUUAUCGACGGUAUUAAUUCUGUCUCGUGGGAACGCUCGUCGGACUGUUGACGGAUUCAACAUGGAUAGUAGCAAUUGGGACCCAUUUCUAUUUAUAUCUAAAGAUUUGAAUGAAUCACCGAAUUAUGAUAUAACAUGUUGGUUGUUCGUCGAAUUACGUAGCAUACCUUCGGAAUCAAAAGUUCUGGAUAGUUCUGGGGUCGGUGAAUUUUUCCUCGGAAUUUGUCCCUGCUUAACUCUUCACACUUGGGACCUGUGUUCACUCGAACUGACACGACAGAGGAAAGCAGACUGCACUUUUAACGAAGCUACUCCAUAUUCAAACACAAGUGCAAGAGUUCAUAGACGAUUAUGCGAUAUAACUUCUCUCGCGGAAAGUACUUCAAGCUGCAACUGUUCCAUAUCAAUAGCUGGUCAGGCAUUGUAUAAGACGGAAGGAUUUCCAACGUGUUUUCUAAAUCCUCUACCUGAGAGUCUAUGUUCACCACGUGGGAUUUGCGGUAUUGCACAAUGUACUGCAACCACGAUCAAAGGAAUACACACCCCUCAAUGUGCCUCGAACUGUCAUCACAGACAACCAUUCUGCGAAGAAAUUGGACCUUCAACUUCAAUACCAGCGGAAAUUAAUUCCUUAUGGUCACGAUGGUCUUCUCCAAAAUGCAACAGCACUUGUGGUAGGGGAUUCCUGGUAGCCAUUGCAUCAUGCCAAGAUCAAAGGAAAAGCAGCCAUAGACUGUAUCGGACCAGGAUCAUUUUGGUGAGCCAACGUUCCUUUAGGGAAGUUCCCUCGAAUUCCUUGACCAUGACGAAAGGUGUGAACUUUUCUAGCUGCCCGGAUAGCUUCAGCAAAUGUUACUGCGAGGUAAACAUGGUCGAUGGAAUUAUGAGAGCGGCCAGGUUCACAGAACCUUGCAUUUCUACCGAGGGGUGUAUCUCAAGCAACGUUAGAACAUUCACUUUCGAAGGAGAACUCGAUCCUGGUAACAACAUCGAUUUCGACGAAGCUUACGAGAACGAUGAUCGUGAAAGGUUCGAAGACACGUUGUGUCCCCCGGAAUCAGCGCGAGUAGUAAAACGCAACCUCCUGCAAGCUGCGAGUGCCGACCAGGAGGAGGAGUACGUGUUACGCGAAAAUAGACUGGCAAACAAGAACUUUAAAGGCAUCCACGGAUAUCGUUCCGUUCUGAGAAGUCGAUUAGGCGAUGACGCCGACUACAGUGGCCAAAACGAAGACGACGAUGAGGACGAUGACGAAGAGGGGGACGAAAAGAGCGGCCCCGGCGAUGGGAAGGCCGACGAAGACGACGAGGAGGAGGAGGACGACGAGAACAGCGACGAGAACAGUGACGAGACGAUCGGGCACAGAGGUUCCGCAAAGGGUCGUCGGAGCCCCAGGAAACAUACUCGAGAGACGAGGUCCGAUUACGCGGCGAUUGCGUUCGAGGGUAAGCAAGAGGUCGACGAACCAGAGAGGAAGGGGCCUAUGGAGAUCAGAUCCGCUACGGAGGAGUGUGAAGAUGAUUCCACGGAACCGCUGCGAUAUUACGAUUAUGAAUCUGCCAGAGGAACAUCACUCGCUUUUCGAACUGGACUCGCCUUAGAGCUGGUAGUAUUAGGAAUUUUAUUCUGGUUCUUGGAACAUUAAUGGCCGAGAAUAAGUUACAAAUUAAUGAUCAAGAAUAGCUGUAUCCCUGGCUUGAAGUGGAAGAUUCUGA